AUGACGGAAGAUGUUCGCUUCAACUUCAUAGAUGGCGAUAUAGACUUUUCCUUUUCUGAUAAACGCCAAGAGCUGCAACAGGAACGCCGGCAGCCUCAGGCUCAGCCUCAGCUGCAUCAUGCAGAUGCUCGGAAGAAACGAAGGCAGGGGGCGGGCGCAGCAGCAGCUGCUGCUGCCGCAGCAGCAGCAACAUCCGUAGCAGCAGCCACGCUGCAGCAGCAGCAAAAGCGGUUGAACCAGUUGUGCAAGAAGCGUGAACGCGAUCUGAAGCAACUCUUGCAGCAGCAACAGCAACGAGAGGAGGAGCAGCAAAACUCAGAAGACGACAGCAACUUCAGCCGUGUAGCUCGACUCUCUCGGAGCCUUGCCUCCCGCCGGCAGCAGCAGCUAGACGCAGCAGCAGUUCCUGCUGCACCAACCAAAAAAAAGAAAAAGAAAAAGAAAAGGGAAAAGAAUGAGGGAUCUUCACAGCCGACUCCAACGGAAAACAGCGAAGAGAAUCCGGCGGCUCAGAAGGUUGUAGCGACAGGCAACGACAGCAGCAGCAGCAGCAGCAGCAGCAGCAGCAGUACCAGCAGCAGCAGCAGCAGCAGCAGCAGUACCAGCAGCAGCAGCAACAAGAGAAAGGUGAAAUCUGUAGCACAUGAAGUCCCGUCUGCCCCGGUUGAGGGACAGGGCUGGACGGCCUCGGACUCGGACUUGCAGCAGCAGCAGCAGCAGCAGCAGCAGCAGCAGCAGAAGCAGCAGCAGCAGAAGCAGCAGUGGGAGAAACUAAGAGGCAAGACAAAGGGGGGCCGCAGCAUCAUAAUUAAAAGAGUUGUUGAGGAGGGUAGCAACACAACGAGAAGAAAAACAAAAACAAGAAGCAGACAAAAAAAUAUUAAAAAUGACCAUAGGCCAGACAGCAUGAUCCUGCAGCGUGGUGCUCAGCAGCAAGGCGUAGCUGCUGUGCUUUCCCAGAUUUGUUUGUAG
This is a messenger RNA of Eimeria mitis, 972 nucleotides long. RefSeq lists its product as uncharacterized. The record is from RefSeq and is a predicted model, not a curated record. NCBI's taxonomy places the organism in Eukaryota, Apicomplexa, Conoidasida, Eucoccidiorida, Eimeriidae. The transcript is spliced from 3 exons. Bases 1 to 972 code for a protein of 323 amino acids.